Messenger RNA from Angiostrongylus costaricensis, 1371 nucleotides. The record is from the annotation of a GenBank genome assembly. NCBI's taxonomy places the organism in Eukaryota, Metazoa, Nematoda, Chromadorea, Rhabditida, Metastrongylidae.
AUGAGACUGAACCGCCGUGCCGUCCUUGCGGUGAUUUCGAUCUCAGCGUUGUUCUCGGUCGGAGUGUUCAUCUUCAGCAGAAGAGCUGCUACAGGUCUACGGUCACUUCCACAGUCUUCAAUCAUCGUCGGCGUAUCGUUCGGUGACGUUGCUGAACGGGUUUCCGCCGAUGCUCGUGCUCUAUUGGCUUCCUUUGGUGCAGUACGAAUUGCCGAUUGGAGGGAAACUUCAUCAAUUGACGUUGAAAAAAUGGCAGCUUUGGGCGGCUCUAUGAGUGGCGAUCGGGUUGUUCAUCUUGGCGCGGAGUGGGAAGGGUGUGGUAUUCCAGAAAAGUGUGGCUUUGAUGAAAUUCCUAUGCACUUUUUCACGGGAGAACAUAAAGAUGAUUGGCCGCGCUUGUGCGUGGGAGGACGUAUGGUGUUAGACCGUGGGUUAAAUGGUGCUGGUCGUGGUCUCAAUCUUGUUUCUAUUGAGCCUAAAACUGGACGAGUUUCAUCUGUAGCGCAUUUCGACACCUACCAAGAUGAGUCUACCGCUCUCGAACAGUGGCUAGACAACCUUCCAUUGGGUGAAGUUUUGGCUGUUGUUAGCUUUGAUGAGGCUUCUAAUAUGUUGUCAGAUAUGGCAAAGCAGAUUUUCUACGAAAUGGGAUCGAGUAUGAUUCAACGGCUCAAAUUUCGUGCAUCAUGGGAAUUGGCUGCGUAUAGUCCAUUUGAGGACCUGAACAUUCCUUCUGGCAACUCGUGGGCGAAGCCUAUAAAAACAUCAAUUUGUCUUCCUAAAAAACUUGAUUCCUGGCGUGGUCGUGCUUCAGAUGUAUACUUACGACCACAUAAUCUCCCACGACGACAUUUCUGUCUGAAACAUGACCGACAUGGAGAUUUUUGCAGCGAAAGUAGUGUUGAUAAUCCAAUCCGUCCUCGAGCCUUAUUAGAUCCAAAACGCAAAGGAGAUCCUGUUUUCAAUAUGCCCAUUGUGCUUGCUGCCGGGCUUUCCACCGAUUCACUUCGUAUUUGCCUCGAAUCUCUUAUGGAGCAAGAAGGUUUAAAUACACAGAUGGUCGUCGUAGUGUAUGACAAGGAGUAUCCUGAAAAUGCAGAACUUUCAUCACUUUUCCACGUGAAAUCACUGCCCGUUAAUUCCACAAAUGGCUAUAAUUCUCUCUUGCUGUCAGCUGUUUCUGCUGCUUUCUAUCUUUUUCCUACUUCACCGGCUGUUGCUGUUAUCGAAGAAGAUGUGAGGCUAUCCUCUGAUUGGCUGUUCUACCUUUCCCAAACACUGCCGGUUCUCUUAGAGGAUAAGACCAUCGACGUUGUACAAACUUUUAAUCCAAAUGGUAUUUCAUUGUCUAUUUAUUGGUUAACACGAUGA